This is a messenger RNA of Rangifer tarandus platyrhynchus (Svalbard reindeer), 930 nucleotides long. NCBI's taxonomy places the organism in Eukaryota, Metazoa, Chordata, Mammalia, Artiodactyla, Cervidae. The record is from the annotation of a GenBank genome assembly.
AUGAGCUCCACGCAGUUCAACAAGGGGCCCUCGUACGGGCUCUCGGCCGAGGUCAAGAACCGGCUGCAGUCCAAAUAUGACCCUCAGAAGGAGGCGGAACUCCGGAGCUGGAUUGAGGGACUCACUGGCCUCUCCAUUGGCCCAGACUUCCAGAAGGGUCUGAAGGAUGGGAUCAUAUUGUGCACACUCAUGAACAAACUGCAGCCAGGCUCAAUCCCUAAGAUCAACCGCUCCAUGCAGAACUGGCACCAGCUAGAAAACCUCUCCAACUUCAUCAAGGCCAUGGUGAGCUACGGCAUGAAUCCUGUCGACCUGUUCGAGGCUAACGACCUGUUUGAAAGUGGAAACUUGACUCAGGUGCAGGUGUCUCUUCUUGCCCUGGCUGGGAAGGCCAAGACAAAGGGGUUACAGAGUGGUGUGGACAUUGGCGUCAAAUACUCGGAGAAGCAGGAGCGAAACUUUGAUGAUGCCACUAUGAAGGCGGGCCAGUGCGUCAUUGGGCUCCAGAUGGGCACCAACAAAUGUGCCAGCCAGUCCGGCAUGACAGCUUAUGGUACCAGACGGCAUCUGUAUGACCCCAAAAACCAUAUCCUGCCCCCCAUGGACCACUCGACCAUCAGCCUCCAGAUGGGCACAAACAAGUGUGCCAGCCAGGUGGGCAUGACGGCUCCAGGGACCCGGCGGCACAUUUACGACACAAAGUUGGGGACAGACAAAUGUGAUAAUUCCUCUAUGUCCCUGCAGAUGGGCUACACACAGGGUGCCAACCAGAGUGGUCAGGUGUUUGGCCUGGGCCGGCAGAUAUACGACCCCAAGUACUGCCCUCAAGGCCCAGUGGCCGAUGGGGCUCCAGCAGCUGCUGGAGAUGGCCCAGGCCCAGGGGAGCCCUCAGAGUGCCCUCCCUACUACCAGGAGGAGGCAGGCUACUGA